AAGGCGAAAAUGCUUCUUGGUAUAAUCAAAGACGUGCACGCACGACACGGGGUAUGGGACUUAAAUCACCUCUUCGAUUGUUCUGAUGAAGAUGCUAUGAGAGAACUGAUUAGCUACAAGGGAGUUGGACCAACAUCCGCCUUUUGCGUUAUGAGCAUCUGCUUGCAGAGGGAAACUUUCGCAGUUGACACGCACAUCUAUCGCGGUCACUGGAUUGUGCGGUUGGAGACCGGAUAAAACGAGCAGAGAGGCGGCGCAGGAUCACCUUGACAAAAGAAUUCCAAACAAGAUCAAGUUUGCCUUGCAGUUUUUGCUGAUUAUGCAUGGGAGGGAAGGUGAGGUCUGUCAA
This is a messenger RNA of Exophiala aquamarina CBS 119918, 349 nucleotides long. RefSeq lists its product as uncharacterized. Gene Ontology annotation, molecular function: catalytic activity. Gene Ontology annotation, biological process: DNA repair. Lineage: Eukaryota; Fungi; Ascomycota; Eurotiomycetes; Chaetothyriales; Herpotrichiellaceae. The transcript has a single exon. The coding region runs from base 10 to 237 and encodes 75 amino acids. The record is from RefSeq and is a predicted model, not a curated record.